Messenger RNA from Linum tenue, 2195 nucleotides. Lineage: Eukaryota; Viridiplantae; Streptophyta; Magnoliopsida; Malpighiales; Linaceae. The record is from the annotation of a GenBank genome assembly.
AUGCGGCCAUGCAAUUAUCUAGUCCCAAUCACCUUCAGCCACCAACUGGAAAUAUCCAGACCACUCUCCAAUACCAUUAACCGAAAAUUUCCCCAUAUUUCUACCCAAAAAAAAGUCCCCUAUAAUGGUCAUAGCCACCUCUUCUUUCAAUUUCACUUGCAUUGCAUUGCAUCCCAGCUUCCCUUCUACCAAACUCCUCUACACUCUACAGCUAACCUCACUUGGUUGAGAAUGGAGGAAGCCAACGGCGAUUUGCAGCAGGGGAAACUAGUCGUCGGAGCUUUCGUUACGAUCGUUGCAGUGUCGAUCGUUGCCUUCUGGUUGAUGAAGAAAGGCAACAAGACACGACAAGCAGCCCCAUUGCCACCCGGCCCACGCGGAUUACCAGUAAUCGGGUACUUGCCAUUUCUAGGCAUCCAUCUCCACAAGAGCUUCACACAGCUGGCCCGAGAUUACGGCCCAAUCUACAAGCUUUGGCUCGGACACAAACUCUACGUCGUGAUUAGCUCACCGUCGCUGGUCAAACAAGUCCGCGACCACGAUGUAACUUUCUCAGAUCGAUACCCCUCCACUGCUUCCAAAAUCCUUUCCUUCGGCCGGAAUGACAUUGCUUUCUGCCCCUACGGCGCCGAGUGGAGAAAGCUGCGGAAGGUCUUCGUCCGAGAGCUAAUGAGCAGCGCCAGGCUCAAUGCUUCCUACGUGCUGAGAAAGCGGCAUGUUGAGAAGGCUAUUAAGGAUGUGUACCAGAAGAAGACGGGCAAGGCUCUGGACUUUGGGCAGUUUGCGUUUAUGCUCAUAUCGAACACUGUUCUUAGCAUGCUCUGGGGUAGCACGGCACAUGGAGAGCAAGGGGAGAUGUUGUCCUCGCAGAUCCGAGGAGUAGCAGAGGAAUCCAUGGUGCUGCAAGGGGCGCCCAACAUCUCCGACCUGAUCCCAUCACUCGCCCGGUUUGACCUGCAGCGGGUGGAGAGGAAAACCCACGAGACAUUUCGGAGGUUGGAUCAAAUUGUGAGCUCCAUAAUCGAGGAGCGGCGGAAGCUAGGGGAAGGCAACAGAGUCGGCGAAGAGGCAAAAGACCUCUUGCAAGUUCUACUAGACCUCAACAACCAUGGAGAUUAUGCUGCAGAGUCAUCAAUUACAGACAACCAAAUCAAAGGCAUUCUCGUGGAUUCUAUGAUCGGCGGAACGGACACAACAUCGACCACAAUAGAGUGGACGAUGGCAGAGCUGAUGCUACAUCCAGACGCAAUGCAGAAAGUCCACAAAGAGCUUGACGAAGUAAUAGGAAGAAGCAAUGCCGUGGAGGAGUUCCAUCUCCCCAGAUUACACUACCUAGAAGCCGCUAUCAAGGAGGCAUUCCGACUGCAUCCAGCCCUGCCUCUGCUGGUGCCACGAUGCCCUACCGAGGACUGCCAAAUAGGUAGAUACACCAUUCCUAAGGGAGCCACCGUGUUCAUCAACGCUUAUGCAAUGCACAGGGAUCCACAGCUCUGGGACAGUCCUCUGGAGUUCAGACCAGAGAGGUUCCUAGACGAGAACGCGGCCAAGUUCGAUUACUUGGGGAACAGUUCUCAGUAUUUCCCAUUUGGGACUGGGAGAAGGGUCUGCCCAGGGAUUCCCAUGGCCGAGAAGAUGCUCAAUUACAUUCUAGCAUCACUGCUCCACUCAUUCGAAUGGAAGCUAGCUCAUGGGUCGACAGAGGUGGAUUUGACUGAUAAAUUCGGAAUCGUCGUCAAGUUAGAGAAGCCGUUAGUUCUCAUCCCUACACCAAGGCUAGCCAAUCCAGAGCUAUACUACAGCUACAGCUAGAACCCUAAUGAAAACAAUUUCUGAUGUUCUGUGGUUCUGUUUGUAAUAUCAUUACUGCAUAUUUAUUUACAAUCUGUGUGCCUGCAAUGGCUUCUCCAGAGUAAAUGCAAGUUCUGUUAGUGAAAUAACUAAUUGAUUCCAAUUAAUUCAACAAAAUGAAAGAGAGACAGAGCUCUGGAUCCAUUCCAUCAAUGGAGUUUCCAUUCAAGGCAUCCAGAUUCGCUGAGAGAAACCCAAUGGCUAUUAUGUAUUGCAUCAGUGAGAUAUUCACAAUAGCAUGUACUUACCCUAUCGAAUUUAUUAUUAUUUGGUGUUAUCGAAUACUAAGCGAAUAUGAAGCACAUGAAUACAAGUUAUGCCUUGAAAUGAAAGACAAUUCCGAAUCA